This is a messenger RNA of Rotaria sp. Silwood1, 2229 nucleotides long. NCBI's taxonomy places the organism in Eukaryota, Metazoa, Rotifera, Eurotatoria, Philodinida, Philodinidae. The record is from the annotation of a GenBank genome assembly.
AUGUCAGGUGGACCCACAACUCCAAUAGCAUCAUCAUCAGUACAAUCAGCUGCUCUAUUAGAAAAACUUCUUCGUACAGAUGUUAUUUCAGUCACAUUAAAAUUUGGUUUUCAACAAAAACCAUUUAAAUAUCCAUUAAAAGAUACAUCAAGUUCAAUUAUUGAAAAAAUUUAUCGUGAUGCUGAAACUUGGCUACGAUCAAUUGCAAUUAAUUCAAAAACUUUAUUAACAACUGAACGUUAUACAAUUUAUUUAUUUCGAAUACCAACAACAGAUUUAACCAUGGUACCAAUUGUUCAAUUAUCAGAUAUUGAACAAAAUUCAUCAAUUGAAUUAGUUAUUGUGCCUGUUGAAGUUAAUUUAAAUCCACAUGCUUUAUAUCGAUGUCAAUUAAAUGUACCAACAAAUUGUUCAAAAUGUUCACGACUUAUUACUGGAAUUUAUCGACAAGGUUUUCGAUGUCGAAAAUGUCGUAUGACAUAUCAUAAAGACUGUGCACCAUUUUCACUUGAUGAUUGUUCAGUACCUAUUGAUCCUCCAUCACAAACACCAACAUCUCAGCCUCAACAAGUUACUUUCGUUUAUCCAUUUGAUUUUGCAUCAACAUUAUCAAUAAAUUUAGCAGCAAAAUCUGAUAAUACAAGUGUACCUAUUUAUAGUCCAUCAUCGAAUACUGCAAAAGAAAAUGAAAAAUCCGUUGUUGCUACAACAAUUAUUGAUGAAGGUAUUUUUCCAGCAUGUAUUGGUGGUACAUAUAUAUAUCGACGAUAUUUAUUUCGUUUAACACCAAAUACACUAAAAUUAACUACAAAUUUAUCACCUAUCUCAUCAUUAAGACAACAAACACGGCAAUUAACUGAUGUUGAUAUAGUUUUUCCAUUAACUGAUAUAAAUGAUCUGGUUUUAACACAUUUUAAAGAGGAACGAGAUUAUAUAUUUGAAAUAUGUUUUCAAGGUAAAUUUGUAUUAUGUGUUGGUAAAAAAAGUGAUGCAGAUGAUUUACAAAUGCAAACAGCACAAUUUUAUUCAUCAAUUCGAGAUCAAUGGGAAGCAUUAGCUAAUGGUUCAUCAUCACAAUCACAACUAUCAACUUCUAUUUCUACUACUCAAAUAUCACCACUCAUAGUUGAUAAAGAAAAACCUAGUGAUUUAAAACGAAAACCAAGUUUUUUUCGACGUCCACCAUGUGGAACAGGUAAUGAAGAUAAAGAUUUACAUGAUUUGUAUACAUUCACUGGUGAAAAAAUUGGCGAAGGUCAAUUCGGACGAGUUAUAGGUGCUAUACGAAAAUCAACAAAUCGUAAAGUUGCAAUAAAAUGUAUUGAAAAAUCUAAUUGUAGUGAAGACGAUAUUCGACGAACAAAUGAAGAAAUUAUUCAUCUUUAUAAAUUCACUCAUGUUAAUAUUCUUAAACUUGAAGCUUAUUUUGAACGUGAAGAUGCUGUUUAUAUCAUUACGGAACGUAUGGAAACUGAUAUGUGUAAAUAUAUAAUGGAAUCACCAAAUAAAUGGCUUGAUGAAAAUAUGAGUAAAAUGCUUUUAUAUCAAGUUAUUAUUGCAUUACGAUAUUUACAUGCAAAUAAUUGUGGUCAUCUUGAUGUUAAAUGUGAAAAUAUUCUUAUAUCAUUUCUUAAACCUAUACCAGUUAAUAAUAAUCGACCUAAUCAAACAAUAAAAUAUAAGCAUGAUUUACCUUUAGUUAAAUUAGCUGAUUUUGGUUAUUCAAGAAUUAUUGGUGAACAUUCAUUUCGUAAAACUCGUGUAGGAACUAAAGUUUAUUGUGCACCAGAAAUAUAUCGUAGUAAAGAAGGUUAUAAUCGUUUAGUUGACAUGUGGAGUGUUGGUAUUGUUUUAUAUGCAGCUCUAUCUGGUACAUUACCCUAUGAUGAAAAAGAUGUUCAUCGUGCUGAAGAAAUAGUACGUAAUAAAAAAUUAAUGUUUUCUCAUCCACGAUGGAAAGAUAUAACAGAUGAAGCGAUUGAUCUUAUUUCAAAUAAACUUUUAGUUGUUCAAGCUAAUACACGUAUUAGAUCGACUGAAGCUCUAUUUCAUGCAUGGUUUACAGAUUUUCAUUUAUAUAAAAAAUUACGUGAAAUUGAAAAACGAACAGAAUAUGAUUUUUCAAUAAAACAACAACAGUUACCAUCAUCAUCAACAUGGCUUACUGGAGAACGCGAAGAUCCUGCAUGGAUGGAAUAUAAAUCGAUGUACGAAAAAUCAAAUGAAUAA